Molecule: messenger RNA, 3318 nt
Organism: Triticum urartu
Lineage: Eukaryota; Viridiplantae; Streptophyta; Magnoliopsida; Poales; Poaceae
Source: RefSeq, a predicted model, not a curated record
UAGUCAAAGUCGCCGAUCCACACACAAGCUCACCGAUAGAUACACCCGAGCCCGUCAAUGGCGGCAAUGAGGACUGCAGCGGGGAGCAGCGAGCAUGGCGAGCCCGUCGAGCAGCCUGUGGGGCGCCCUUGGGCAAGCCUCCACCAUGGCGCAGCUGAUGGGCGUGGACGCGCUCGGGCUGGUCUCCAUGGUCGUGCAGGCCGCCCUGGUGGCGCGUCGCCACCGGGAUGCCUGCGUGCGGCUCGCGCAGCACGUGGAGCUCGUCGGCGGCCUGCUCGGGGAGCUGGAGCUCGCCGAGCUGAUGCGUCGGGAGGCCACCAGGCGGCCGCUGGAGCAGCUCGGCGGCGCGCUGCGGCGGUGCUACGCGCUCGUCACGGCGUGCCAGGACUGCGGCUACCUGCGCCGCCUGCUCCUAGGAGCCCGGAUGGCCGAGGAGCUCCGCGCCGCGCAGCAUGAGAUCGACAUGUUCAUCCGCCUCAUCCCGCUCAUCGCCCUCGUCGACAAUUCUACUGCAGAUAGUCGCCGUGUCAAGCAGGCUGAUGAGGGGGUGCUCACUGUAGUCACAGAUAGUUCAAAUCGUCACAUCAGGUUUCCAACAAAAUCUUUGUAGUUAACCAAAAUCCGCAUUCAAGGAGCUACUGAACUCUGCAAUGCUGGAGAACAACCAUUUGUAGGAAAAGUGGACCUGCGAGAACAAAAUAUCGUUGACAUUGAAGAACUUGUGGAACUUUGUACCCGUAUGGAAGAGGCUUGCUCGGGAUUCACAAGGUUCGAUUUCUGUCAGAUCUUGGAUGCUACAGACAAUUUCUCAGAGAAGAUGAUAGUUGGGUGGGGAGGAUUUGGGAAGGUGUACAAGGGCCAGUUGCCUGGUGGACUUAAUGUUGCCAUCAAAAGAGCUGAUGAGCACACAGCAAUGCUUGAAGUCAACAGUGAAUUGCAGCUUGCAAAGCUUCAGCAUGCCAAUGUGAUUAGGUUAUUGGGGUGGUGCAUCCAUGGGAAAGAAAGGAUUCUAGUGUAUGAGUUCAUGCAAAAUGGUUCCUUGGAUCGUUACCUAUGCGGACAAUAGAAGUAACCAUAACGAGUUCAGCUCCAAUGUCGACUAGAGUUCGAAUCAUUCUAGACUCGGAGGUUUGAUAUAAUGGAGAACAUUCAGUAGUAGCAUAUAUAUACAAUAAAAAUGUAAGCAAGGAUUAUGGUCUUUUUACGGCUCAGGUAGUGUAUAUAUUCGAGAUAUUAAGACCAGUUUUGUAUAGUGAAAAUAAACAUGUUUCUGUAGUACCAACUACCAAAAUCUUUGCAAGCUUGAUCUUCAGGUUUCUGAGAUCAUACAUGGCAAACCAAAAGCUGGCAUGUUCAACUUGAGAAUAAUCAGACUUCAACUCAUUAUUUUUUUUCUGUUUUUUUUUGCGCAUAAUCAGACUUCAACUUGACAAGCAGCAACUACAGAGCUCAGAGUUAAGAUCUGCAGCUGCACACAGUACAAACACAUCAGGAUCUCCAAAUAAGCGCUGUUCUGGAUUGAAAAAAGACCCUGAUGCGCCUGAAUAUCUCCAUACAAACACAUCAGGAACUCUGAACUGAAGCAGAGAGACGUAGUAAUCAGAAGCCAUGCCUGGGCCGACUCGGAUUCAAAAACCAAAGUGCGCGUUUUAGCUAUGCCGGCCUGGGCCGACUUCGACUCGGAUUCAAACACUUCACUGCCUCCCGCGUCCUUAUUUUCUUGCUCGCCGUGUUUCCCCAAAUCCCGAUCCAUCAGACCACGCCCUCCGAUCAGCCUCCCUCGAUCCAUCUUCCUCUCUCUCUCAGUGCCGGAUCGUUGCUCCUCGAUCAACUCCGCGGCCGCGACCAUGGCCGGCACCACGGUGCUCCCGCCGUCUCUGCUCCCGCGCCGUAGCGCCGCCGCCUCCGCCGACCUGCACUCCUGCUCCUCCCGCGUGCGCGUGAACCCUGCCUUGAUGGCGAACCCCGCGGCUGCCAAGAAGCCAAAGCGCCCCGGAUCCAUGCGCGGCGAGCAACCGCCGCCGGCGAAGCGCCUACGCGGUGCCUGCUCCGGGGGCGAGCUCCAUGUCGCCGUCCCCGCCAACAUCAAGAACGGCAGCAAGCUUCCGUCUCCCGUCAGCGGCAAGGAUCUGCUCCACUCCUCCGCAAUCAAGAACCAGGUCGCCGAAUCUCCGGCUGCCGCGACGCAAUCGAAGCCGCAGAUGAGCAUGCGCGAACUGAUCGCGAACGCUCGCCUCACCAUGGCUCGCCUCGACAAGGCUCGCUCUGCCUCCAAAGAAGAGGCCAACCGUCGGCAGGAGAUCGAGCGCAGCAGAGCAGAGGCCCGGCGAAAGAUGGAGCAGAUGGCGGACACGGUGCAGUUCAACGACCCCUGGAUCCAUCACUCCGACGUGACCAAGUCCCCUGAGGAGCUGCUCAAAGCAAGACAGCACGCAUGGCGUUAUCAAGCUCACCUCCUCGAGAUGGCUCGUCGACGGGACUUUGCUCAAGCGAUGCAAAUCCACGGAUGGCUGCAAUCCACGGGUGAUCGAAGCAGAGGAAGAAAUCAUCAGCAGUGCAAGCUUCUUGGUGCUAGUCUUGCAUCAGAGGAAACAAAGCAGAGGAACCAAUUCCUUUCUUGAGUCCGUGUGGGUGAGCCUUCGAGUUAAGCUAGUCCUUCCUAAACCAUUCACACAUGAGUUUCAUUUAAUCUUUGCAUCUCUAGGUUCUGCACUUAAUCACCAAGAUUUCUAGUGUUCUUUCAAUCCCUUUCAGUCAUUAGUAAUUUUACAAGAGUGUCAGCAGAGUCUCCAUCUAGCUAGGCAGCAAAAACCUUGUUAAGAUGUGUACGGCAUAGUUACACUACAUCCACACCUGGUCCUAAGUAAGGGUUUAAGUAAAUAAAGGGCAUUUUCAAUAAAUCAAAGUAAAGCAGAUGAGCCUAAAAAGGAAGCUCAUGUACUGCAAUUCCGGCACGAGACAGAGCGUAAAACGCACUCGCCGCAAAAUCCAAAAUGCCCGUUUGCUACCCGGCUUGUAGCAGGAAAAAAGGAGUAGAAUUGAACUUGUCGAUACACACAGUAAUCAUGUGAGCUGCCUAGCGUCUGGAGACUAUGCUGACCCUCCUGUAAAAUUAAUCUUGGCUGACUUGGAUUCUUAGGCAUUGGCGUCGUGGUGAGUUAAAGUUGCAGUUUCUGACGAGUAGCAUUGGUUGGUGAACUCUUGUGUGUAUGUGUGAGUGAAGCUUUGAGCUAAGCAAGUCCUUGAUGUACCGACUAUCAAGUCAUACUGUAAUCAAUUUUCGAUAUGAAUGAGAAAAUUGUUGAUCUGAAUUUUGCA